Dromiciops gliroides (monito del monte) is the source of this 3207-nucleotide messenger RNA. It is a transcript of the gene RBKS, whose product is annotated as ribokinase. Bases 344 to 1306 code for a protein of 320 amino acids. The transcript is spliced from 8 exons. Gene Ontology annotation, molecular function: ribokinase activity. The record is from RefSeq and is a predicted model, not a curated record. Gene Ontology annotation, biological process: D-ribose metabolic process. Lineage: Eukaryota; Metazoa; Chordata; Mammalia; Microbiotheria; Microbiotheriidae.
GGGGUGGGUAGUCAAGUGGGCGCCUGAAAGUUCCCUUCCCCCCACCCCACUUUCUACCCUCAGAUAACCGAAUAAUCAGAUAGCCUCGAAGAGGGCCCAAAAAGUGAGGAAUGAACGGGCUUAGGGGAGGAAACCCUCACGGGAGAGGAGUGGAGCAGCUGGAGUACUAAUUUGCAUCAGGCACUUGGAAAGAUGCCCGCCGGGUGACUGGGGGGAAUAAAAGGGGGAGGGGAAAGGCCCUCGUCUCGUCGUCCGCGAGGGGAGGGACGCGGUGUACCUAACUCUGGGUGGAGGGCAAAGGGCAAAGUUCAUUGCGAAUCUGCCGGCCUGACUUGCGUUCACUAUGGCAGCCUGCGCCGCGGGUAUACAGCCGGACUCGGCGGCGGUGGUGGUGGUGGGCUCCUGCAUGACCGACCUGGUCAGCCUUACAUCACGUCUGCCCAAAAUUGGAGAAACCAUCCAUGGACAUAAGUUUUUUAUUGGCUUUGGAGGAAAGGGUGCCAACCAAUGUGUGCAAGCAGCCCGGCUUGGAGCCAAGACUUCUUUAGUGUGCAAGGUUGGCAAAGAUUCUUUUGGCAGUGAUUAUAUGGAAAACUUAAAACGGAAUGAUAUUUCUACAGAAUUUAUGUAUCAGACCAAAGAUGCUUCUACAGGAGCUGCUUCAAUAAUUGUCAAUAAUGAAGGACAGAAUAUUAUCGUCAUCGUGGCCGGAGCAAACAUGCUGUUGAAUUCUGAUGACCUGAGGAAGGCAGCUGAUAUCAUUAGCAGAGCCAAAGUAAUUAUCUGCCAGCUAGAAAUAUCUCCAGCUACUUCUCUGGAAGCCCUGACAAUGGCCCGCAAGAGCGGAGUGAAGACCGUGUUUAAUCCUGCUCCUGCCACAGCUGACCUUGAUGCCCAGUUCUAUACAAUCUCAGAUGUGUUCUGCUGCAACGAAAGUGAGGCUGAGAUUUUAACUGGGCUUACAGUUAGUAGCCCUGCAGCAGCUGGAAAGGCUGGAUCAGUGCUGAUAGAAAGGGGUUGCAAUAUAGUAAUCAUUACCUUGGGUGCUGAAGGAUGUGUGUUUGUAUCAGCUGAAGAGCCUGGCCCAAAGCAUAUUCCCUCACAGAAGGUCCUGAAGCCUGUGGAUACUACGGGAGCUGGAGAUAGUUUUAUCGGCGCAUUGGCCUUCUACCUGGCUUAUUAUCCUAACCUGCCUAUGGAAGAAAUAAUCAAGAGAGCCAACUUCAUUGCAUCAGUCAGCGUCCAGUCUUCAGGAACCCAGACUUCUUUCCCUUACAAAAAAGACCUGCCACUUAAUCUGUUUUGAUUAAGAUUCUAAAGCUCAUAUGAUUGCAAUUAGCGUGUACAAAGGCAGAGAAUUCAACCACCGUGUACACUAUAACAUGUUCUCCUUUAGGUACAAAGGAUGUUCAUCCACCAUCCAUGGUUACCUGCUUUCUUUUGUUUAUACGGUAAUGAUCACUGAUUCUUCUUACACACAUUUGCAAAGCAGCUGGCCAGGAUUAGGGGUACAGAUUGAGGUUAGGCUGGGAUUUUGCCUGGAUCUGCAAUUUCAUCACUAUUUGAAAAACAAUUCAAUGAGCGUAGGUCAGUAGUAUCACAUAUAUCUUAUACUGCCUUGCCACCUAGUCAGCAUUCAAUAAAUGUGCAUGGAAUGAAUGGAAUGAAUGAACAAAUAAGUGAACAGUUGUCUGAAGUUCCUAAAUUUAAGUCUAAAAACCGAGUGGGUCCCCAUGCAUAUACCUUCCAUACUGGCUCAGCAGGGGCCAUCGAAUGAAAAAACUGUUUGUUUGGCCCAAAGCAUAGUCAUAUAUCCCUAUAGCUCUUUACCAAAGUAAUGCCUUGAAAUAGCCGAUUCCUCUCCCGAAGCUUCGGCACUAUUUGAGCCUGUGUAGGAGCUAAGAACUUAGGACGGGGCUCCAGCCAAUGACCACUUGGCACCUUCCCAUCUCUAGCUGUCUAUCUGCAGCUAAAGUACAAAUUGUAACUGUUCCAGAGGCUGGCCUGUGGCCAUGGAAGGACUAGGAUUUGUGUGACUGCAUUAACCUCCUUGGGCUUUAUGACCAUGAGGGUCAUUUAUUUCUCCUCUCACCAUUGCUAGUGUCAGGGAUAGAAACCAAGCUAAGUUCUCAGGAGGAGCUGCCCUAGUUCUCCACUAGUGAUUUCCUUAUAGAAUAGCCAGGCAUUCAGAAGUGAAUUUGUAAGAAAUGGGUAAGGAGAAUGGCAGGUGCUUCUUUGAAGAAGGCAGGAUUCCCCACCCAGGAGAUAGCAAUCUACAGAUAGGCAGGAUCCCAAGCCUCAUCUGACACAUACUCAACAGGAAACAGGGUUACAGAGCUGAAAUGGACUUCAGUGAUUUACUAAUCCAACUGCCUCAUUUUACAGAGGCAAAGGGAAUUGCCCGGGGUCAAAGGAUGUAGGUGACAGAGUCAGGGCUUAAAGCCACAUCUUCUGCCUCAUAAGCCCAGUGCUUUCAUGACACUGUGAGGGUUUCUAGUUCUGAUGCUGCCAACCAUCCAGCUGUGUGACCACGGGUGACUUUCCUAACUUCUCUGGGUGUUUUUCACCUAGAUGAAGAAUUUGGAAUAAAUAUGCAAGGUUUCUUUCAGUUCUAAAAUUCUACGAUGCUAAGCUAGUUGCUUGCAACCAUGUGUACAAAAAAUUAAUUAAUAAUAAGUAUAUCUAACCUGGAAAAUUAUAUAAUUUGGGCUUUAUGAAAAAAUAUAACUAUAUGAAAAAUGAUAAGUUUAGAGAAAUUAUAAUUGGGCCGUAGAUCCCAUCUGGGUCGCCAUUCAAAUGUAGAAUAUUUUUAACUGACUGGGGCUAAUUUGUGAGGCUAAUCUGACUGGAGGACUAAUUCGUGACUUUUGACUGUUUAUCUGACUACGUUUAAUUUAACAUGGGCCAUAUAUAAAGUUCCACCACACUGCUCCACUCCCAAAUUGAUAAGCAAAAUAUUAAGAAGGCUCUUAACUAAAUAAUCAAAGCAGAGUUUAUUUAUGAGAUACUAUUUAAAUUAAGAAUACAGGGAAAUAAAAUGUACAACCUGACUGCUUUCCUGCCGUCUCUUUCCCACUUGCUGCACUUCGAACUUCUUGAAUACAAUAAGGGCCUUAGCCGCCACUUGCCUCAGGGCAUGUUACACUUUCCCUGGUUUGUAAUAAAGCCUGUAACCUUUUUAAUACAAUAAGGGCCUUAGCCGUGCCC